UCGGCCCGCGAAGUCAUCCUCCACCGGACCUUUAUCGAUCUGUCAUGGCUUGUUUUUCUUGGAUCGACGCUUAGGGUUAGGGUUAUGGUUAUGGUUUCUGCAAUGGCGUCCGAACUCAAUAGCCUCACCGGAGCCAACGGAACCCGCGAAGACACCGUCAGCGUCUCCCCUGAACGCGGCGCCACGCUGAAGGACGAGCAGCCGCUCCUCAAGUCCGACCCCCCCGCAGCAAGCCCAACGGCCGAGAGCAUUGAGGAGUUGGAGCGAAAGUACGCACCGUAUGUGCGGAGGGACGCGUACGGGACGAUGGGGCGAGGCGAGAUCCCCGCGACGGAGAAGGUGAUGCUGGGGAUCGCGGCGGUGACGCUGGUCCCGAUCCGCUUGGUGCUUGGGAUGUUGAUAUUGGUGAUUUACUACCUGAUAUGCCGGAUUUGCACGAUGUUCUCCGCUCCGCAUGAGGAGGAUGGGCAGGAGGACUACGCCCAUAUGGGUGGGUGGAGGAGGGAGGUGGUGGUCCGAUGCGGGAGAUUCUGUUCUAGGGCAAUGCUCUUUACGUUUGGUUUUUAUUGGAUCAAAGAGACUCACAGGAGCAUUGGAAACGAGGAUGGCUGCAGAGAUCAGGCUGAUGAAUCGGAAAGACCAGGUGCAGUUGUGUCUAAUCAUAUUUCAUAUGUGGAUAUUCUCUAUCAUAUGUCAUCAUCCUUUCCAAGUUUUGUUGCAAAGAGAUCAGUAGCUAAGCUUCCCCUAGUUGGUCUCAUCAGCAAGUGCCUUGGUUGUGUCUAUGUUCAACGAGAGUCUAAAUCCUCCGAUUUUAAAGGUGUUUCAGGUGUGGUGACAGAAAGAAUCCAAGAGGCCCAUGAAAAUAAGCUUUGCCCAAUGAUGUUGCUCUUUCCAGAGGGAACAACAACGAAUGGUGAUUAUCUUCUUCCAUUUAAGUCUGGUGCCUUUCUGGCAAAAGUGCCAGUCCUUCCAGUUAUUCUAAGAUAUCCUUACUGCAGAUUCAGUCCAGCAUGGGAUUCCAUAUCAGGGGUACGCCAUGUUUUCUUGCUUCUUUGUCAGUUUGUGAAUCACAUUGAGGUCAUCUGGCUGCCUGUUUACUACCCUUCUGAGCAAGAAAAGGAGGAUCCCAAACUCUAUGCUAACAAUGUUAGGAAAUUAAUGGCUACCGAGGGUAAUCUAACACUUUCAGAUAUCGGGCUUGCUGAGAAACGAAUCUAUCAUGCUGUGCUGAAUGGUUUAUGUGUCCAAAGCUAAUUGGGAGUCUUAUUCUUCUAUAAUUUAUAAGAAUUAAGCAUAGAAAUGAAAGCAAUAUUAUGACACUGUAUUUGUUUGUCAUGCCUCACAAUCUGUACAGCCUAGUACAUGCUCAAGAAAUUUCUUCCAGGGAGCAUCUGCUACCAUCUGAAUCUUCUUAGAUGCUCCACCAGAUUGUUGUUAUUCCCACAUUUUUGGACACAAUAGUCUCAGAGAAACACAGUUCCACUUGCUUAUAGAUAGCUCGUUGAUUAUUCUUUUAUUCAAGGUAUAGCAAUUUGUAGUACUUUUUUAUCUUUGAAACUGUCUUUUAGAUCUCAACUUCCACAAUGGAAACUGUUACAAAUUGCUGCUAUUCACUGCUGUGUACAUUCAUAUCGAGCCAAACUCAGCUUACACUUUUA
Messenger RNA from Musa acuminata subsp. malaccensis (wild Malaysian banana), 1658 nucleotides. RefSeq names its product lysophospholipid acyltransferase LPEAT1. The record is from RefSeq and is a predicted model, not a curated record. Gene Ontology annotation, cellular component: endoplasmic reticulum. Lineage: Eukaryota; Viridiplantae; Streptophyta; Magnoliopsida; Zingiberales; Musaceae. Gene Ontology annotation, biological process: phospholipid metabolic process. Gene Ontology annotation, molecular function: lysophosphatidylethanolamine acyltransferase activity.